CAGCGUAGCGUGGCGGCGGUUGCCAUGUCGGUGCAGUCGGUGCGGUCGGAUCUGGGGCGGUUGGCGCAGGAGGCGGCAGCGCUGGCGGGCGCAGUACGCGGCGCCUUGGGGCCUGGGGGUCGGCGAGCGCUGGUGGUGGGUCCCAGCGGCGAGGCGCUGCUGACGCGGGACGGAUGGCGCCUGCUGGAGGCGCUGCGCCUGGAGUCCCCUACGGCCAGGAUGAUGGCAGCCUGCGCCGGUAGCCACCGCGCCGCGACAGGGGACGGCGUCAAGAGCUUCGUGGUGCUGCUGGCUGACAUUCUGCGUGGUUUGUGCGCGGCGGGCCUGCGCGGCGGGCUGCGGCGGGCGCUACGAGCCUUCGAGGCGCAGGUGCUGGAGCGGGCCGUGAGGCAGGGCCUGCGGGGACAUCUCCUGUCGGCAUUCUCCGGGCGGCAGGCCGAGGGGGACGCCCUGGAGGCGCUGGUGGAGACCUACCUGGGCGGCCGGCUAGGUCCGAGCGAGCGGCGGCAGCUGGCGGCACUGUGCUGCGAGUACUGCCGCUCCUGCGCCCCGCCCGCCGGUCUCUGCCCCUCGCUGUUGCGCCUCCUCGGCCGCCGCUUCGCGGAGCUGCACGCCACCGUGGCCGGUCUCCCCGUGGCCGGCUCCAGGGUCCUUCCCGGGCUCGUCCUUUGCAGGGACUUCGCGGCUUACUGUCCCGCCGGCGGGGAGCUGCGGGCCGUGCUGGUCACUCAGCCCCUCCAGCCCACACUCUCGGCCCCUGGGGUCGAGUUUUACGUCGACUGUGAGGGUCAGUAUGAGGGCUCCCAGCGCUGGGCCUCGGGGAGGACGGAAGCCUUAAUGAAAAACAUGCAGAACAACAACGUGAAGCUGUUGCUGUCGAGCGUGAAGCAAGAGGAACUGGUUAUCUACUAUGCAAAAUUGUACGGUGUGUCUGUGGUUGAGUGCUUAUCAUCAGAAGAAGUGGCCCUUAUCAGGGAAAUCACCGGAGUCUCGCCUUACACACCUUGUUGUUAUAAUAUAUGUGCAGAAAUAAGUGAAACCACAGUGGUGAUGUUUUGUGAGCGCUUGCUGCUUGGCUCAAAGAGAUGUGUUCACAUUGGCUUCACCAGCGUCUGCGACUUUGAGCCCCAUUGCCUCAUCCUUUGUGGGCCAGUGGAAGAUGUUAAUAAGCAACAUGCUGCUGCUUUACAAGGGGCAUUUACAAUGCUGCAGCAGCUAUUUAAAACAGUUGAGCAGAGGGAGGGAUUCCAAGCAGAUGGUGAAAGCCAGAGUGAAGCUUCCUGUAUACGCAGGUGUCAUUCUUCAGCUACUCAGAAGCAAGUUGUAAUAGAAAAUAUUUCUUAUGACAGUAAUCGGGGUGUUGAACAACAACCAAAACCACAUAGGGAUGAAAUGGAGACACAGAUUGCAGAUGCUGCCUUACAGGAAAGUGAAAAUCCAGCAUGUGUACAAUCACACUUGCAAAUACCCUCAAACCCCAUCUCACACAUCAAAGCAUUCAGUGUUGCCACUGAAGGAGGUGAAGCUUCAGGAGACAUAAAGGAACCACGGACUAAAUGUGAACACCCAGGUGACACUCACAAGAACUGUAAAAGUGAUUCACUUGUGGACAAUCAAAAGGACUACACUGCUGUGUCAGCAGGAGAUAACACUAAUACUGCGUGCAAAUGCCUAAGUGUUGGCAAAGACCUAGAGAAAACAAGUUGCAAUAUAGUUCCUUUUAAAGGUGAAAAGAGUUGUGGAAGUACUGCACAGAAGUAUUCCAACUCACUCAUAGAAGCAGGAUCAGUUUUGCAAGUAGGAGGUUACUUUGAAAUCCUGCUACAUUAUUACAUUCAGUACUAUGGAAACCGGUUUCAGCAGCCAGAGGUAACUGCCCUAUCUAAUGUAGUUGCUGAUGCUUUGCUAAGUAUUCCCAAGUCCUUAUACGGGACAACAAAACAAAAUAGUUUUAUCAAGUUCUAUCUCAAAGCCAUGAAUACACUCAGAAAAAAUGAGCCACUGACAAUGAAUGAGAAAGGCUUAGAGUCAGUGUAUUGCAAAUACCAGUUAGUCACUUCAGUUCUUCAUUGUGCUGCAGAGCUUCUCUCCAUAGAUUUAAUAAUUUGUGUUCAGCAACUAUGUUUUUCCCAUGAGGAUAAUGACUCAGAAGAUGUCUUAUGAAAUCGUGAAUAAAGAAUGGUUUUGGUGAUGUGUUUUCCUGUGUCUUGUCAAAUGGAUGUGUCUCAAAAUUGAGUACUAAAGACUAAAAGAUCUCUUUUUAGGCUCAGACUUAACAUGCUCCUUUACCCAUGGAUGAAAAGGAAGAAAAAUGCUGAUCAGCUGAUAGUUUUGGAAAACU
Molecule: messenger RNA, 2341 nt
Organism: Calypte anna (Anna's hummingbird)
Lineage: Eukaryota; Metazoa; Chordata; Aves; Apodiformes; Trochilidae
Gene: BBS10
Product: Bardet-Biedl syndrome 10
Exons: 2
Coding region: 25-2163 (712 amino acids)
Biological process (GO): chaperone-mediated protein complex assembly
Molecular function (GO): ATP binding; ATP-dependent protein folding chaperone
Source: RefSeq, a predicted model, not a curated record